GCGACCAGACUCUCCAGACUUACUGUAAUUGCGUUUGCAUUUGUCUGCACUUUUCGCUCUCUAACAUGAAGGGGCAAGCAGAGUUAUUUCUUCUCUCUACUUGUAAAUGGUACAUUUAAAGUUCUGAGUGGAUCCAGUGGACUAAAAGAGCAGGAGUGGGAGAUUCAAGAGGUGCAAAAAUUACUGGAGUUAGGGGAAUUCACAGCCACUCACCUUUAUCUCUUCAGGCUACCAUGCGGCAGGUCUGGAUGAAGCUCAUCUUGGCCUGGAUAUCCUUGGCAACUGCUGUAUUUGGCCAAAGUGGAGACGAUGAUUGGGGUUCAGGCUCUGACAUCUACCCUGCCUUAAUGGCCACCAAUGAUACAUUGGAGGCUGUGGGUGAUGAGCCUGUGAGUGUGGAAAGCAACUAUCUCUUAGCCUCGCCAUCACCGCCCCCCUCGCUCCAAUUUGAACCCCAACCAGAUAACUGCUCCGUCCACUUUAGCACUAAUGCAGCGGUUUCAGAUCGAAAGCUGAAGGCCCGGAGAGAGGAGCUGGACUACCUGCGAGCUACUCAGUCUGGAAUCAAGACAGUGGUGGAGAACUUGGAGCAGUUCGUGGGGGCAGAGCUGGGGGAUCAGAAAUAUGAAGAUGUGAUUAAAGAAAACAUCAUCAGCAUCCAAGAAGAUCAUAAGGGCUGCAAUGAGGAUUUGGAGAAAGCGGAAGAAGAUUUGAAGAACCAGCUAGAAGGAGAUGGUACUGCCGGGAUGGAGAAAGUAAGAGAGGAGUCUGUGGUCUUUGGAGAGAUGCUUCGAGCUGCAGCAGACAUUGCCAGCAGGUUGGAGAGGUCAUCAAAAACCCUGCAUGCUUCAUUUACUCAGCAGCUGAAAGACAUUGUCAAAAUCCACCACUAGGAAAAUGAUGAAAAGGAUUUCAAAACUGCUUGGAUGUCAGUUUCCAUUUGAAUAAUAAUAACUACAUGAACGAAGGCUGACAAGCUGUUUUGUGCUCAGCAUGACAGACUUAAGUCUUUGGGUGUUUUUGUUACUUACGUAGAUGCAUGUAUAUGUCUAGUUGAACCUUCAGCAGAAUCAAAAUAGUUUAGGAAAUAUAUUUUGAAAGAAAAGGCUAGGAGAAGGGAGAAUGACAAGGUAAAACAAACUGCUCUGUUUGUGGAAGUCAUAAAAUCGCAACUUGUUAAAUAUUAUCUUUAAUUCAGGAAUUCUUUGUGGAAUAAGAUUGCAACAGCGUGUGGUGUAAGUUUGAGCCAAGUCUAAUAUUUAUGAACCAAACUAGAGGAGUCUUUU
Molecule: messenger RNA, 1286 nt
Organism: Fundulus heteroclitus (mummichog)
Lineage: Eukaryota; Metazoa; Chordata; Actinopteri; Cyprinodontiformes; Fundulidae
Exons: 3
Coding region: 234-893 (219 amino acids)
Source: RefSeq, a predicted model, not a curated record